UUCCAGCAAACACUACUCCUAGUAUUUAUGUAUCGCAAGCUUCUCGCUAGCUAUUCCGAGUUGUAGUGAGACAGAAACAGGCAAGCUAUCUAGCUAGAUAAGGGAGAAAAAUAUGGCAAACGUGUUGUUCAUUUCAUGGUUCUUAUCGCUGGCUCAAUUUUUAACUCUGGUCAUAACAAUUCAGGCAAAAAUUCCGGCUGUUAUCGUCUUUGGGGACUCCUCUGUUGAUGCUGGAAAUAACAAUUUCAUUCCAACGGUUGCUCGGAGCAAUUUUGAGCCCUAUGGUCGUGACUUCACUGGGGGUCGUCCUACCGGGAGGUUCUCAAAUGGUCGAAUCGCCACCGAUUUUAUCUCUCAGGCUCUAGGACUCAGGUCAGCAGUUCCAGCCUACUUGGAUCCAGCAUAUAACAUAUCAGAUUUUGCUGUUGGAGUUACCUUUGCUUCUGCUGCAACUGGCUACGAUAAUGAAACUAGUGAUUUGCUAUCUGUGAUACCACUGUGGAAGCAAAUGUUGUUCUACAAGGACUAUCAGAUGAAACUGAGGGCCUAUCUUGGAGAAAUUCGGGCUAAUCAAAUUAUAAACGAGGGUAUACACAUGAUAAGCAUAGGAACAAAUGACUUCCUGGAGAACUACUAUGCCUUUCCCGGCGGCCGCCGAUCAAGACAGUACACCAUCUCGGAAUAUGAAAAUUUCCUAGCAGGAAUUGCCGAAAACUUUGUCAAGGAGCUCUAUGGUCUAGGUGCUCGAAAAAUAUCCCUCGGGGGGCUCCCUCCGAUGGGUUGUAUGCCAUUGGAAAGAAACUCGAAUUUAAUGGGUGGGCGUGAUUGUGUGCAGAGUUAUAACACUGUGGCUUUGGAGUUCAAUGACAAGUUAAGCAAGCUGGUGACGAGACUAAACAAGGAACUUUCAGGGAUCAACUUGGUGUUUUCAAAUCCUUACUUCAUUUUCAUGCAAAUCAUUAGAAGACCCUCACUGUUUGGUUUUGAGGUUACCUCUGUGGCAUGCUGUGCAACUGGAAUGUAUGAGAUGGGUUAUGCAUGCGCUCAAAACAGCCUGCUGACAUGCACGGAUGCAGAUAAAUAUGUUUUCUGGGAUUCUUUCCAUCCUACGCAGAAAACAAAUCAGAUCGUUGCAAACUACGUGAUGAAGCGCGUGCUAUACAAGUUUAUUUGAUGGCCUUAUGUGGGUGUGCACGGCAGCAUUGCCAUGCUCGUUUCUUAUUCUGUGUGAUUAGUUUAUUAAUGGGUUUAUAUAUAUAUAUAUAUAUAUAUUCCAUUAGGUUCUUAAUAAUGAUGACAAAAAUAUAUGUUCACAGACUGAUUUUGUACUCUUUAUCUAUAUCAGGCUUCUCUUUGUACUUUCCUUUUGGUUUUGUCUUGUAA
Messenger RNA from Populus euphratica (Euphrates poplar), 1383 nucleotides. RefSeq names its product GDSL esterase/lipase At2g04570-like. The transcript has 3 exons. The record is from RefSeq and is a predicted model, not a curated record. Gene Ontology annotation, molecular function: hydrolase activity, acting on ester bonds. The coding region runs from base 113 to 1174 and encodes 353 amino acids. NCBI's taxonomy places the organism in Eukaryota, Viridiplantae, Streptophyta, Magnoliopsida, Malpighiales, Salicaceae.